Patella vulgata (common limpet) is the source of this 1792-nucleotide messenger RNA. Its product is annotated as splicing factor C9orf78 homolog. The coding region runs from base 60 to 947 and encodes 295 amino acids. NCBI's taxonomy places the organism in Eukaryota, Metazoa, Mollusca, Gastropoda, Patellidae. The record is from RefSeq and is a predicted model, not a curated record. Gene Ontology annotation, cellular component: spliceosomal complex. Gene Ontology annotation, biological process: mRNA splicing, via spliceosome. The transcript is spliced from 9 exons.
AUUACUCUUGGAAUAUUGUCUCUGACGUUGGAGGUACGUAUAGUGUUGAUUUUAUAAACAUGGCCGAAUUUAAGAAAAGAAAAGUGAAUAAAGUGUUAAGAAAGCGUCGACACUCUUCGGAUAGCGACGAAGAUUCGGAAAAAGAAGAAGAAGCAAUAACUAAAUUAGAAGAAAUAAGAGAAUUACAGAAAUGUCGGGGUCGUCAGAAAGGAGUCAGUGCGGCCAGUUUAGCUCUAGGAAAGAAAAUACCCAAAACAGUUGAAUCAGAUACGUGUGAUCCAUUUAAGAUGAAAACAGGUGGAUUUGUUGAUAUGAAAGCUUUAAAAUCAAAACCAUUGAAAGUUGACGCUGAAGUAACAGAGGCUAUUGGAACGGCCUUUGCUGCAGAAACUAAUAGACGAGAUGAAGAUGCUGAAAUGGUGAAGUAUGUGGAAGAAGAAUUAGCUAAAAGAAAAGGAAGAUCUGCUCAAGAAGAGAAUGGAGGAGGUAUCCUUCCAACGGAGGAAAAUGAUGACCAAUUGUAUAACCUACCCGAUUAUCUUCAGAUUAAAUCGAAUUCUAAAAAAUCUGAAGACAUGUUGUCCAAUCAGAUGUUAUCUGGUAUACCUGAAGUGGAUCUCGGAAUAGAAGCCAAAAUAAAAAAUAUAGAAGCUACAGAAGAAGCAAAACAAAGACUUAUUCAAGAAAGAAGAAGAAAAAAAGAAAACGAAGUUUCAGACUUUGUACCAACAAACAUGGCAGUCAAUUUUGUACAGCAUAAUAGAUUUAAUAUUGAUGAUACAGCACCUAUUUUAAAGAAGCCAGAAGUAAAACCGGAACCUGAACCAUUACGGGUCGGUGAUACAGAUUCUGCCAAUUCAAAAGACUCAUCAUCAAACAAUAAAACAGAGAAAGCCACUGAUGAUUUCCAUUACGAAAAAUUUAAAAAACAGAUGAGGAAAUAUUGAUCUAGCGUUUUAGAGAGAAGGAUGAAUUGACCGGAACAUGUUCAUAUCAGAGCUGUGUAUGAAGUGGUGUAUAGAGGUUUUUGUGAUGCCUGGAACCAACUCCUUGAAUUUAUGGUCGCAAGGGGCCUAGUACCCAAGAAUGCGAGAAAGGGAGACAGUUUAACUAUGUAUACAAACAGAUGGAACAAACAUUUUUUAUAAAAAUUCAUUAGAGCAGUUGUACAACAAAUUUAACAGCAAUAAUUCUCCAAAAAACUUUUAAUUUUAAUUUCACUCUUUGACUGGAUGCCCUCCUGAAAUGGAUGUCCAGGGCUGUCAGGCUCUCUUCCCCUCUCCCUGCACAGAACUGUGUGUAUUAGAUCUGAUAGACAAGAUAUGGUGCCCGAACUAAUUAAAGGGGUCAUCGUCUGAUAAUAGUCUUACUAUGGUCAGGAAAAUACACACAAUGGUGGAUCAGUUUGGUUUUUUUGAGUCACUUUACAAAUUUUGAAAGAAAUACUGCCUUUGUUAUGGAAACUUUGUGAACGCUCUAGUAAUACACACAAUGUCAGAUCAGCAACAAAUCUCCACACAGUUACGAUUAAAUUUGUUGAAAAAUAAUCCUGUUAUUGGGAAACAGAAUAAAUUUUAUUUGAUAAUUGUCCAUAUAAAAUAAGAACCAGAAAUGCAAUAAAUUUUAAUUUUAAUUUCCAUAUGUUAGACCAUGCUGAAUGAAAUGUUGUAGGUUAUCCAUUGAAUCUAAUGUUAUUGUUUAUGUUUAGUUAUGUAUUAGGUUUUUAUAUUAAGUGCUUAAAUCAGACUGUAAACAUGUAAUUAUUGUAAAUAAAUUUAUUUUAUUUAAACAA